AUGGAGCGGCCCCGCUGCGGGAAGGCACCGCGGAAGAAGCGCCGCUUGUCCCCGCUGCCGGGGCCGGUCUCGCUGCCGGGCGGAGCCGUCGGCCUGGCCGGUGCCUCCCAGCGGUGCCGGCGGCGCCUCUUCGACAGCCGGAGCCCCCGCGGGUCGAGGCCCGGCAACCCGAAGAGGAAGCCCCGUGUGAAAACCCUCCCCGAAAUUACAGAAAACCUUGAAGUCACCCAAGUGAGAGAUUCGCGCAACCCAAGCAAUCAAGUGAAUGUCAAAGAAACAACAGACCCAGAUAAAAGAGAAGAGGCAGCUGAAGAAAGCAGUGUACCGCUGAAGGAGUCCCUGACAAUCAACAAUGAAAGUAAAGACAGUUUGAAAAAUGCUGACGUGACUUCAAGUACAGGAAUGACUCUUCCCACAGGUGUCACAACCUGUCUCCUAGAGUGUUUAGAUGUAGAUUCAACUGUAGAUUGUAACACAGGUGCUAGCGACAACCUGAACAGUUGCCCGUCCCCUGAAAUAUUCAGAGAUGAUGAUUCAGAAAGAAGUCAUUUUCACACUGAGGACUUCAGCAAGUACAGGAACUCUACUCUCCUGGACUCCAGCAAAGCAGUGGCCAUAGAUAAGAUGCCACAGAUCUCAGAUCUGUCAGCAAUAUUAGAACCUGUACCGGAGGAUUUUCAAUGCCAGGGCACCAGAAGAAAGAGACCACCAAAUUUCCAAUACAGCUCUUCAGCACUGAGUGUUUCAACUACUCUGGCAGGGAAAAAAGUCUGUAGAAUUACAGCUGCAAGAGAGAGAACUCCGGUCCUAAAAACUGGCAUGCGCCAUCCUUCACCGUUAGGACUGGAAAGAAAGCCUGACACUCAAACUGCUAAACCCAAAAGGCUGAAGUGUAAGAAACGAGAGAAAACUAACACAUCAGAAGAAGCUGCAUCGUUGUUCACUCAGGUUGAUGUGCCAGCAAACACGUCAGCCAGAUCAGCGGGGCUGACUGCAGAAGAACUGCCAGCCAAAGAGGCAGAUGCUGUGGUGCCAAGGAGUUCCAGGAGUUUGCUGAACAAAGAGGAAAAUAAAGCCUUGAAGAAUCUUGGUUGUGCUCAGCCUGCAGAGCUAGAUCCUCUGUGUGCCAGACAAGAAAUCUGCUCCAUUGUUAGAACUUCACCGUGUCAGAGGCCCCCCAGGCUUUGCCAAAUCCCAGUUAGCUCAAAAGCAUUUUCCCUUCCCGAAGGAGUGCCUGAAGAUAUUAUUACAAGUACCAAAAACUGGAUCUACUGUAAACGCAGAUGAGGCUUCUGGGUUUCAGCAGGAUCUGAUAGAAGAAAACACUGUCUGCUGCUGUGGAAAGAGGUGAAACACAGCUACAAAUCAGUAAUUAAUGGCCCUGUUUUCUUGGCCAUAUACAUUGUUUGAAUUUAGUAGAAUACUUUGCAAUAAGCUUGUAAAUACCUGACUCAGUUACUUCAUAUUAAAUUAUUUUGUACAAGCAACUACAUCUUAUUCUGGGCAUUGUUCUGCAAGGACUCCAUAAAGAUAAUUCUUCAGUUCAUUUAGAUUUUACAAACGUGUGACUCGGGAAGAGCAGAACACAUUGUAUUCAUGGAAUUAAUUCUGCCUCUUGCUCUGCUGCUGCUCUAGACAUAUCCACUAUCAUACUGCAGUCCUUCCCAUUUCAUCAUGGUUCUUUUGUAGUAUCGCCCCUCUCAGUCAGUGUUUCUUCUAGUGGCUUCAGAUUUGCGCAGAGGAAUAGGUGCCUUACGUGAAUACAAGGGUAGAAAAACCCUUUUUGUAGCUAAACUAUCUCAAGAGGAGGAAAUUGGCAUUCUGGAUUUUGAGGUUACUGUUUCAGGCACAUAGGUUGGAUUCCCAGUGUUUCCAGUUCAGCUCAUGGAUUGUUAAUCCAUAAACAUUGUUCUUCACCAGUGUGCCAAAUGCUUCUGGAAACACUGACAAGAGCACAGUUCCCCUCCACUUGAAUUCACUGUAGGCUAAAGUAAUCUUGAUCCCUGCAGCAUUCUCACCACAACACCCCUCACUCAGACUCUUCUGUGCACAUAAAGGAAGUUUUUCAGGGUUUUCACAUGAUAUCAUGGCUUUCCAAGCCUCUCAAAGUCUGUUUCUCAGUAUGAUCACCCAGAGUAUUCAUGCCCUGGACAACAGUUCUGUAUUUCCAGAAAGAGCAUGCCAAGCAGAUGUCUAAAAUCCACAGCUUUAAUUACUUUGACUACAUCUGAAAACACCUGUGAUAGUUCAGACCCUGAUCCUUUUCCCCAUUACUGUGGGCUAGAAGGAAGUGCCAAUAAAUGCUGCUAGAUUAGCUCAUGAGCAAGUGUUGUAUAAACACACUGUAUGGCUUAAGGUUAAAAAUGAUGCCAUUACGUUGUUUUUCCUUUCAGCAUUAGCAGCAUGAGUUCUGCCAAUAACUCCUUGGAGUCCUCUGCGUUUUGCUUCUCAUUAUCAAUAGCCUUGUUCUUACAAAUACUGAGCCAUGGGUAAUUAUGCAAGAAUCUAGAGCCCCUGGGAGGCAGAGGUGAGCUCCUCCACGUAGUUUUAAGCAAAAUUGCAAGUUAUGUAUCUGGUAAGUUGUGAUUGUGAUGAUUGCUCGAGUAAAGGAUGGUCCAGAAUAAAAGAGCUGUUUUGCUGUAAGGGUAUUGUAGGAGUCCCAGGAAAACCCCCUUCUUUUGCUCCAAACCAUUCUGUAGUUCCUUUACACGAACCAGACUAAUACUGACAAACUAAUUGGGGGAGUGUAAGAGAGGAAAAUGCAGCCUGUACCUGGGGAGUUGGUUGUAGCCUGAAUAUUGCUGAGUUACGCUUUUGUUUCUCUUGAUGCGAGGAGGCUGUACAGGAGGAUAAAAAUAUCAUGAACCACACUCUCCCUUGUCCUUCCAUUCAGUUAUGAAAGCGCUGCUUCUUAUUGCCAUCUUUUGUCUGACUCUUGGAGAAAGCGUAAUUACCCACCAGGCCAGCUCCCUGCCCCAGGGAAGGCCAGUUAAUUCAUUCUGAGGCCGCAACAAUAUCUGCUCUUGUUCUGCUUUUCUCCAAGGGAAGGCAUUUUCCCAUGGUUUGGUUUUAAACUGAAGAACGACCACAUCAGAUUUCAUUCAGAGUGGAAACGGGCUCUUCCAUAUUAGUGGAUAAAGGUUACGGGUCACAGCCGGUUCAUGGGUAGCACAGAAGAGCUUAGUUUUGCAGUGACUGAGGGGAGAAACAUGCUCAGUGUCUGCAGGGCUGCUUGGCACAGCCUGGAUGUGCUAAAGUGUGAAUGGCUUCAAUGGAAUCACUCGCAGUGAGUUAGUCCAUGCGGCAACUCAGGUAUGUUCAUCACUAGUGUGUUUAGUGAAUUAAAAAACCUCUGUAAGAGGUUUUUCAUUAACACUGUUCAGUUGGGUUUAUCCUCUCAAGUGUAUUUCUAGGAGACUUUAAGUGCUUGGAGACAAUGAAAGACGUUCGCUUCUCGUAGUGCAGUACUACAGGGUCGAUGUGGUAGCUGGUGGAGGGGAAAGACCAGGCAUGGAAGUGGUUCUGUUGGGGCUCCUCACCUCUAAAUACUGAAGGGAGAGAUUUGGGGCCAAGGCAAUGUGCACUGAAUGGUCACUUCAGUUAAACCUCUUGCUCUCGGUGUAGGCAGGAAGAUUUAUCUACAGGAAGGCUGAUUGUGAGGAAUCAUUAGAUAGAUGUUACGCACUAAAUUAUGCCUUUUAAAAAUCAUCUGCUUAAUUUAAUCUUACAUCAUGUUUAGUUCCAUUCCAGUUUCUAGGGAAAGCACGUGAGUCACUUUUGUUAGUCCUUAAUUAAACUUUCUAGUAGUGUUGCAUCUGAACAGUGAGACGCUGAAGGAGGCUUUGCUGUAACCAGUGCUUCCAUUUCAUUUAAGCAUUCACCAAUAAAGAGUUUUGCAGAAAUCC
Molecule: messenger RNA, 3905 nt
Organism: Pezoporus occidentalis (night parrot)
Lineage: Eukaryota; Metazoa; Chordata; Aves; Psittaciformes; Psittacidae
Gene: MEIKIN
Product: meiotic kinetochore factor
Exons: 13
Coding region: 1-1287 (428 amino acids)
Biological process (GO): female meiosis chromosome segregation; meiotic sister chromatid cohesion, centromeric; male meiosis chromosome segregation
Cellular component (GO): kinetochore
Source: RefSeq, a predicted model, not a curated record